AUGUCUGGCGGCUCGCAGCACAAUCCAAACGGGAGGCAAUCACAACUCGGUCCCGCUUGGAGCCCUUUACAGUUACAGGUGGCGAACUUGUUAGCUCGGGCUCCGCAAGCUCACAUGGCUUCAGAGCGAGGCGUCACUUGGCACACGCCGACGCCUCCGCCUCAUCUCUACCAUGUGCCAGCGCCUUCUCCACCGGAUCCUCUGCAAGUGUUGCAAUUGCAGGCGAUGAAGGCAGCCAGUGGCAAUUCGGUUUUCCGGCACACGGCCACACCGCCGGAACUCUACAGACACACGCCCACACCGCCAGACAAACACUUGAUGAGACAUACUCCAUCACCAGGCGAUGUUAAAGCGGGGUCAGCAGAUUUAUAUCCACAUUUGGGACCUGGAAGAGUUUCAGAUAAGCUAGUCCGCGCUGAAGAACUGCUGGCGUACGCGCGGGGCGGAGUCGAUCUCACAGUGGGGUCGCGUGGGGCUAAUGGUUCCCCUGCCCCACCCCACACUGGACCCGCGCUCUCCGUCCGGGACGCGCCGACCAUCAAUAGUCUUAUAGCACGUGCAAGGCCCGCACAUGCGAGGGUAGAUGCCCUGUUAGAGCGCCUCUCAGCUGCUCCAGCCCCUGCAUCGCCACAUUCGGUCAUAGUUCACUCGAGAGCGGCACCCACGCCUUCGCCCCCGUCCUCCAAUGAGGACUCGGCGGACUCGUGCGGUGCCCCACCUGGAUCAAAGCGAAAACGGAAACCAGAGCGUACGAUACGCGUCCCCAUCCCACCUCCGCCGUCAGAUGUGCCUCGCCCUCCGCACACACCGACACCCCCUCGCGUUACCCCCACUCAACCACUAGAAAACGGGGACGCGCUUGCACAUAAUGGCCCAGUGAAAACGGAUAAGAUUGAAAAACCAGACAAACCCGCCUCGCCCCAACCGCAACCUGAACCGCACGCUCGAAGAAAAACCCGCGCUGACUCCGCGGAAACCAUCGAUGAUAUUGCGGCCAUGAUAGCCAACACAGAACAUCGGGAUAUACCCACUGAACCCCCACCGCUCCCCGAAAACGAGACCCCCGUAACCAUAGACAAACUAAAGAGCGUGCUGGCAAGCCCUGAACCCGAGAAAUCGCCCCCAUACGAGAAACCCCCGGAUAAAACUCCCCCUAAAUCGCCGAAAGAAAAAUCACCUCCAAAAAAGGAGGAGUUAGAGCCGCCCCCCAGUGCCGCAGCGCCGAGACGUAGAAGCGCAAGGACAAAUUCCGAAUCGACCAACGUGCCAGUGAAGUCUCCUUCAGAAGCGAAACCAGCAGAGCCGGAAGCCAGCGAGACGAAGACGGCUGAACCCACUUCAGCAUCAUUCGUCGAAGUGGAGAAUCAAUUAGAGAAAAUGUUUGCUGGUAUCGAAGAACCGCCCGCAGAGUCUAAAGCUGAGGAGAAAGCCACAAAAGCUAGGAAGCGGCGGAAAUCGGCACCGACUAAGGGGGAGAAGAAAGCGUCCAAACGUGCUAGCAGGAGAUCCACUGGGGACGAAGCGCCGAGGAGGAAGGCAGCGCGAAAUAAGGGCAACAAGAAAGAGGUUCUCAAGGACGCGUAUGAUUCGGGUAGCAAUGCCAGCUCUAGUCGGUCGAGGGGACCCUACAUACAGAUUGUGGGACCCCGCGACUCGCCUGUAUCUGUGUCAGUAGUGAACGCGACAGCAACGGAAGACGAGCGACGAACAGCCGACGAAUGGCGCAACGGGCUUAAGGCGCGAGGCCUCCACGCCAGCACGUUAGGGCUCCGCUAUGAUGCAUCCACACCUGACGCGUCUUGGCUGUGCGCGUUCUGCGACCGGGGCCCUCACUAUGCCGGCUUAGGAGAUCUCUUCGGCCCCUAUACUGUUGACACAAAUUGUGAUGAAUUUAGUUCGUUAGACGAAGCGUCGCAGCGUCGUUUCCCAAGCGUCGAGGCUGGCGCCGAGGUCUGGUUCCACGAGGCGUGUGCGGUGUGGGCCCCGGGGCUCGUUGCUGUUGGGGCCCGACUGUGGGGACUCGCACCAGCCGUCUGGGGCUCCCGGGCUUCCAAGUGUGCGCACUGUUCUACGUCGGGGGCCCCUAUAGCGUGCGCGACCAGGACUUGUCGCGCCCGGGCCCACUUGCCCUGCGCGCGUUCUAACAAGUGGCAGCUGGACGAUGAAAACUUUAAAGCGAUCUGUCCUCAACAUGCUUAG
Molecule: messenger RNA, 2199 nt
Organism: Leptosia nina
Lineage: Eukaryota; Metazoa; Arthropoda; Insecta; Lepidoptera; Pieridae
Source: the annotation of a GenBank genome assembly